AUGGGAGCAUUAUAUAAAUGUUAAACUAAUUAUUAAUGUUCAGAGAGUUUGAUUGAUUUAAUUAUAAGUAGUGGGAUCCUCUAUUAUUUUAUAAUCAAAGCGAAAAUCAUGUUUGAAAAGAAUAAUGGAAUCUUAUUAUUAAUUGAUAAAGCACUUUGCGUUAUCGCUAUUAUUUAGAUGGUACUCUAAGUAAUUUAUUUUAUGUUUGCAAGUACAAUUAUAUAUAUCUACAUAUAAAGAAUCCAACAUAUGGUUAAUUAGUUUAAGAUGUAUGGGAUUGAUUUUACAAUUGUUAAUAUGCAUAAUUUUAAUAAGUGUUAUUUUAGAUAAAGAAAAACAUUAGUAACUAUUUAAUGCAGCUCGAUUGGGAAUCUGUUUGAUUGGAUUAUUCUGGCUAAAUCAGGGCAUAAAUGGAUAUAAAAAGAGUGUGUAUUUUAUUGUGGAAAAACAAAAAGUUAUCAGUGCAAUGAGAUUUCGAAUCUGUAUUUGUCUUUCAUUGGUUUGAUCUUGGCAAUCGUAGCAUUUGUCUUUGGAUUUUAGUGUGUUCAUUAAUUAUAUCAAUAUAAAGAGUACUUAGUAAAAAUUAUAUAAUAUAAAAAGUUGGAUAAUAAAAAUGACUCAUUUGCUCAUUAGAUUCUUAAAUUAGAAACUAGAUUAGUAUAGAUUAGAAUAUUAAAAAGUAUAUAUAAUAAUAUCUAAUAUGAAGUUAGUGGUUUAUUAUAAUUUGGACUUCAAUUUACUUGGGAUAGCUUAGCGUAUUUUUUAUCUACCACUACUUUAGACUGUGCUCACUUUUAUUCUCCAAUAUCCAUUCUAACAGUAUAAAUUUAUUAUUUUUUAUAGGUUUUAAUUUAUUCUUUAUUAAAAAUUAUUUCUUUAGUAACAAUACCAGUUGCUAUUUUUAUAGUGUGUUAUGAAUGUAAUAAAGAAUUUUUUGGCUCUGAGAAUCAUAUUUGGAAUUUGUAAAGGAGUCACAGAUCUCUAAAACUAUUAUAGGACUGUGUAUAAUUAAAUUACAUUGAAAUGUCUGAAAUAAAAUGA
This is a messenger RNA of Paramecium sonneborni, 1041 nucleotides long. The record is from the annotation of a GenBank genome assembly. Lineage: Eukaryota; Ciliophora; Oligohymenophorea; Peniculida; Parameciidae.